Messenger RNA from Castor canadensis (American beaver), 491 nucleotides. RefSeq names its product lymphocyte antigen 6 family member G6C (gene Ly6g6c). The record is from RefSeq and is a predicted model, not a curated record. NCBI's taxonomy places the organism in Eukaryota, Metazoa, Chordata, Mammalia, Rodentia, Castoridae. Gene Ontology annotation, cellular component: external side of plasma membrane; protein-containing complex.
AUGGAGCUCUGGGCUGCUACCUCAUCCAAGAUUCCCAGGAAAGCUCUGCUUCUCACCCUGUCUGCUCUAUUCUGCUGGGUCUCAGCUGACAUCCGCUGUCAUUCCUGCUACAAGGUCCCUGUGCUGGGCUGUGUGGAUCGGCAGUCCUGCCGCCUGGACCCAGGACACAAAUGCCUGACGACAAAUGUGUACCUUGGGAAGAUGUGGGUUUUCUCCAACCUGCGCUGUGGCACACCAGAAGAGCCCUGUCAGGAGGCCUACAACCAAACCAACCACAAGCUAGGCCUGAACUAUAACACUACCUGCUGCAGCAGUGACAACUGCAACAGCCUGGCCCCCCGGGCCACUCCUACUCUGGCUCUUGUCUUCCUCACUUCCUUGACUGGUCUUGGCCUCUGGAUGCUGCACUGAGGCUCACUCCCUGAGUGAGCCUCUUCCCACCUGCUUAAGCCUGAGCCUCUCAGAACCCCUUGCUUCCCAGAAUGGUCUCU